UACGGGAAUAUCCCUGAAACUUACAAGUCUUUUGAAAAUCUUAACAUUUAAACUCAAUGAGUGGCGCAGGUAACAGGGAACUGGUUUUCCCAACACGGAUGACAUUGGGGAUGAUGAAGAUUAAAUUGAAGGGUGCUCAACAAGGGCACUCCUUGUUGAAACGAAAGUCAGAAGCCUUGACCAAGAGAUUUAGAGAAAUUACUCAAAGAAUCGACGAGUCCAAGAGAAAAAUGGGAAGAGUCAUGCAAACCGCUGCCUUCUCGUUGGCCGAAGUCCAGUACGCUGUUGGUGGAAACAUCUCUUAUCAAAUCCAAGAGAGUGUCAAGAAUGCCAGAUUCAAAAUUAAGGCCAAGCAAGAAAAUGUUUCUGGUGUUUUAUUGCCUGCAUUUGACAGUGAAAUAGACGAAGAAAUAAAUGACUUCAAGUUGACUGGGUUGGGAAGAGGUGGUCAACAAGUGCAAAAGGCCAAGAUGGUUUACACAAGAGCAGUCGAAACCUUGGUUGAAUUGGCAUCUUUGCAAACUGCCUUCAUCAUUUUAGAUGAGGUGAUUAAGGUCACCAACAGAAGAGUCAAUGCAAUCGAACAUGUCAUUAUACCAAGAACCGAGAACACCAUCAGCUACAUCAACUCGGAGUUGGACGAGUUGGAUAGAGAAGAGUUCUAUAGGUUGAAGAAAGUCCAGGAAAAGAAGCAAAUUGCUGCUGAAGCAGAUGAAUUGGAAGAGCAGCAGAAGAUUGCAAAGCAGGCUCAAGACCAGUUGGAUGAGAAGAAGCUUGAAGAAGAAGUUGAGAAAUUAGACAUUAAACAUGAGCACCAGGAUGAAGGGGAAGACGAGUCGAAGGAUCUUUUGAACGAUAAGGAUGAUGAUGUUAUUUUCGACUAGUUUAAUCAAUAGCCCUAAUGCACAAAGUACUGUAGCUUGUAUUCUUUAAUAAACGUAUAUUUUCAGGC
This is a messenger RNA of Yamadazyma tenuis ATCC 10573, 952 nucleotides long. It is a transcript of the gene VMA8, whose product is annotated as H(+)-transporting V1 sector ATPase subunit D. The record is from RefSeq and is a predicted model, not a curated record. Lineage: Eukaryota; Fungi; Ascomycota; Pichiomycetes; Serinales; Debaryomycetaceae. Gene Ontology annotation, biological process: vacuolar acidification. Gene Ontology annotation, molecular function: proton-transporting ATPase activity, rotational mechanism. Gene Ontology annotation, cellular component: vacuolar proton-transporting V-type ATPase complex; fungal-type vacuole membrane.